Penicillium pulvis is the source of this 1077-nucleotide messenger RNA. RefSeq names its product NADP-dependent oxidoreductase. Gene Ontology annotation, molecular function: oxidoreductase activity. The transcript has 5 exons. Gene Ontology annotation, cellular component: mitochondrion. Bases 1 to 1077 code for a protein of 358 amino acids. NCBI's taxonomy places the organism in Eukaryota, Fungi, Ascomycota, Eurotiomycetes, Eurotiales, Aspergillaceae. The record is from RefSeq and is a predicted model, not a curated record.
AUGUUGUCCCUUCACAUCCCAUCUUACUCGAAGCCAUCCGAAUACCAGCUUUCGGAAUUGCCAAUCCCGAAAUUAAGUACUGAGACAGAUGUUCUCAUUAAGGUUCAUGCCGCGAGUAUCAACCCGAUUGAUGUGAAAAGAGCUGGUGGGGCACUCAAGGUAGCGGUCAAAGACUCGUUCCCCUUUAAGAUUGGAUACGAUGCUUCCGGCGUUGUCACAGAAGUUGGCCAAGGCGUAUCUCGCUUCAAAAUUGGAGAUGCAGUUUACGUCAGACUGCCAGAGAUCAGUCGAGGCUCAUGCAGCGAGUAUGUGACAUGCGCGGAGGACCAGAUUGGUUUCAAGCCUCCUUCCCUGUCCUUCGACGAGGCAGCUUCAAUUCCCUUGGCAGGCAUGACAGCGCUCCAGGCUCUUAGAAAGCAUGGUGAUCUUGCUGGAAAGACCGUCUUCGUACCUGCUGGCUUGAGCGGUACUGGUCUAUUUGCGUGUCAACUAGCCAAGCACGUGUUUCAUGCCGGCAAAGUAAUUUCCUCAGUCUCAACCUCGAAGAUCCCCAAGGUGAAAGAGCUUCUAGGUGAAGGAACGGUCGAUGAGAUUAUCGAUUACACCAAAGCCGACCCAAGGGAUGUCAUCGAGAAAGGCUCAGUGGACUUCCUAUUCGAUACAGUCGGCCUUGCGAUGGAAUAUCUCUGCCUCAUGAAGCCAAAUUCAAGCCGUAUCGUGUCUGUUUCUACUACGCCAUCAGCAAAUGUGCUACAAAACUCCUCAUUGAUGAGAAUGGCUAAUAGUCCCACGAUUCCCUUUUAUGUCCGGCCUAUUCUGAAUGCCAUGGAUUCCGUUCGCAAGUUCAGAGCCGGGCGAUAUGGCGUUGAGUAUGAAUACAUGAUUUUGGAGUCGAGCGGCAAGGAUCUGGAUGAGCUUCGGGGGUACGUUGAAGAUGACAAGCUUAGGACAGUUGUGGGCACAAAUGUUGAGCUUCGCAACUUAGAAGCGGUGCAAAAGGCCUGUCAGGUUGUUUAUGAUGGCAAGGGUGGUCUUGGAAAGUUGGUUAUCCGCGUUGUUACCAACGAGAGCUCAUAA